UGUGUGUGUGUGUGUGUGUGUGCGUGCGUUUGUGUGCGUGUGUGUGUGCGUAUCUGUGUGUGCUUGCUUUCGUGGGGUUGUGUGUGAAAUGCGUGGUAAAAGCGCGUGAUGCUUUGCCAUUCUCCAUCUGCGCCAUGCUCCGUUGACCAGGCUGAGGGCGGAGAUCCAACGAAGAUGGCGUACGACCGCCCCUCCCCAAAGUUCAUUGCGUUCCUCGCAAAGCACUUUGGUCUCAGGCAGUUUACACCCCAGGUGAACAACUUUGUCAUUUUCCACGAGGCCUUCACACCGUCGCGCAUGCAAUCAGCAGUGCACCGGCCAAGCGCAGGUGGACUGACAGAUGAGGACUUUGCGCUUUCGCACGACAGUCACACAUCCCCUCCAUCUUCAUCAUCCCCACCAUUCUCCUCAUCGUCGUCGUCUCUUGUCCCAUCUGCCCGACACCGCAACAACAGCCAGCACCCACACCAACGUGAGCUUGUCCACAGCAACAACAGCCACAUCAUGAACAACAACAACAACAACAACAACAACAGAAGCAGCAGCGGCAUUGGUCGCAGGGACGGCGCAAUUGCGCGCAGCAACGGAUAUGACACACACCGCGCAGGGUAUUCCAUGCCCAACGGCUAUAGCAACAGGAGCACCAACAGUCGAUACGGCGACAGCGCCACGAGUAGUCGCCUGUCAAGCGCUGUUGCGCUGCCGUCGCAUCUACCCCGCAAUCCAGGCGUGGACACCGGGGCCAUGAGCGGGGGCGCACCGGACCGCGUGUCCACCGCAGACAGCGAUGACAGCUGGGUGGUGGGCAGUGCACAUGCGAGAACGAGGGCGUCGGCGCGCGCCCGCCGCGACUUCCGGAGGCACCCGCUCAACGGCAUUGGUGUCGGUGUUGGUGCUGGUGUUGGUGUUGGGUCUGCUGGCUCCUCACGUCUUGGCAGUGGAAGCCGCGCAUCGUCCAGAUACGCGCACGGGCGGUCGUCGGCGCGUACAGCUUCAACGCCAGCGACGGCAGCGGUUGGCGGGGCUGUGACACCGGCCGCCACCAUGCCCACACCUACUGCAAAGCUGUACCACCAUCACCAUCACCGAACGCAGAGUCAUCGUGACCGUGCACCUGCCGCCGCUGCACACACGAACAUGGCACCCGCGCCAGCAAUGCACGCUGUUGGCAUUGCGCUUGCAGCACGACCACCCUCUAUACAGCAGCAGGGGACGGUGAUGGGUCGAAGUCUGGUGCAGAACCGCGCCACGCAGCGCAUUGGCAGACACGGCGUUCGCUUCCAAUCACGGCGGUGACUGGUGGUGUGCCGCGUGCGAUGUGUGAUGUGUGUGCGUGUGUGCGGGCAUGUUUUUGAUAUGAAACCUCAUCAGCUGUGUCGUGGAUAGUGGAUGUUGUGUGUGUGUGUUGGAAGGGGCUGGCUGGCUGGCCUCUCGCCGUUGAACAGCACCUUGUCUAUCGUGUUACUUUACGAUUGCCUUUGACGCGUAUGCUCCUCAUUUCUAUUCUUGACCGUGAGAUCAGUUGAUUCCAUGGGACAACGUCCUCUGUGUGCGUGUGUGUGCGUGUGCGUGUCUAAAUCUCUCGCUGUUUGUCUCUGUCUCUCUGUCAUUCCCUCUCUGUCUGUCCCUCUCUUCGUCUUCGCCGUCAACUCGCUGGUUGUGCUGGUACGAUCAACAAUACAACGAUGACAGCGCUGCAA
Salpingoeca rosetta is the source of this 1700-nucleotide messenger RNA. RefSeq lists its product as uncharacterized. The record is from RefSeq and is a predicted model, not a curated record. Gene Ontology annotation, molecular function: tubulin N-acetyltransferase activity. Lineage: Eukaryota; Choanoflagellata; Craspedida; Salpingoecidae. Gene Ontology annotation, biological process: alpha-tubulin acetylation. The transcript has 3 exons. Gene Ontology annotation, cellular component: microtubule. Bases 109 to 1296 code for a protein of 395 amino acids.